This is a messenger RNA of Fusarium graminearum PH-1, 597 nucleotides long. RefSeq lists its product as uncharacterized. Bases 1 to 597 code for a protein of 198 amino acids. The transcript has 2 exons. Gene Ontology annotation, molecular function: protein binding. NCBI's taxonomy places the organism in Eukaryota, Fungi, Ascomycota, Sordariomycetes, Hypocreales, Nectriaceae. The record is from RefSeq and is a predicted model, not a curated record.
AUGAAGCGUGCUCGGGCAUACUCUGUAGACAAUCGUAUUCCGAACGCAGAGAGACUGUUGGACCUCUGUACUGAAAGUUUUGGAUGUGACGGUAGUGUGGUGGAUAUGAUUGCUAGCGAGGGCAUUGAUACGGAUGUUCCUAUGCAACAGUCCCGAACACCACUCAUGGGAGCAAUGUUGAACCGGAAUUUUGAGAUUGCCUCAGCUCUCAUCCAGCACGGCGCUAAUAUCCACGCCAUGUGGACACCGAUAUAUCCCGAUUCGCCUAACAAACGGCAUCCUGAUGUGAAUAUUCUAUUCGAGUAUCUCACAACCAAUCUAGAUACAGCCUUGGCCCCUCUGAGGUAUCUACUCGAACCACUACACUCGAGACCUGACUCAGUUCCAUCAUUCAUCGUGGUUCCCAGCGAGAGGAUGACUGCCUUGCACAUAGCUUGCAAGGAGGGGAACCCACUCAUUGUUGAGUAUCUCCUCAGCAGAUUCGGCACGUCCUACCACCUCAAUUUUAUAAAUGAAGGAGGACUCACACCGUUGCACUUUACGGCUGAAGGCGCAGUCAAAAGUCGGAAACUGGCUGAGAAUCGAGCCAAAAAGUAG